AUGUUUUUUACGUAUGUUGUUCGUCCUGGCGAAGCCCCAGAAGGCCGUGGGCCCCAAUUCGAGCCUUUUUGGGAUUUUUUUAUGAACUUUAAUUUACGUAUUGGAUUUCUUAUUCAAUUUAUUUCCUACACGUUGUUAGUUUGUUCUAUAACCUUGAUAGGAAAAAAUCCCUUUGGUAUAUUAAACUUUUUAAGAGCAUUACCAGGCAGUGUUGGAAAUGCACCAAUGCCUCUUGUCCUCUUUAGCAUUGGCGGAUUUUUAUUAGGCACUCUUCUUAUAAUGUCAUUCUUGCAGCUGACGGAGGAUGAUAGCAGUAUUAAGCAGUCAAGGGGUUACAGAGCUGGAACUAAAUUUCUGUUGCAAGCCACAUCUAUGGGUACCGUAUCAUGGAGUUUGUCUUUAAUAUGUUUAAUGGCGUCUUCGUACUAUUUCGAUGAUCCUUGGAUGGAGGAAAAAAUAGGAGCUGGUUCAUCAUGGAUUUUAUACUUCAGCUCUCGACUAAUAGAUGCUUUUUGUUUAUUUUUAUAUGGAUCUGGUUGUUUCUUUUUGGAAGUAUAUCAUUCUGAAGGUGCAGGAGAAGCUUGGGGAUGGUUAUGUGGAAUGUGUUAUAUAGGUACAUCUCUUGUAGAAGUAUUAGGAUUAACAUUAAUUAACACCCCCCUUUUUGCUUCUUUAGAUUGGUUCUAUUGCCUGUUUUUAGGUCUUAGUCUUUUUUUUAGUGUUGUAUGGGGAUUAUUAUUUGAACCCAUCAGUCACAGAUAUGAUGUAAAGUUAACACAAAGUGCUAUGAGAAAUGAAUAUUAUAAAUCUAGAAAUGCCAUGGCUUAUUAUGGGCCUGCUGUAGUAACUGCAAAUGGGGAACUGGACAUUGAAGCAUCUGCUGAUAAUGUACCAUCAUGUAAAUAG
Plasmodium malariae is the source of this 906-nucleotide messenger RNA. It is a transcript of the gene GAPM1, whose product is annotated as glideosome associated protein with multiple membrane spans 1, putative. The transcript is spliced from 3 exons. Bases 1 to 906 code for a protein of 301 amino acids. The record is from RefSeq and is a predicted model, not a curated record. Lineage: Eukaryota; Apicomplexa; Aconoidasida; Haemosporida; Plasmodiidae.